Molecule: messenger RNA, 2099 nt
Organism: Myotis daubentonii (Daubenton's bat)
Lineage: Eukaryota; Metazoa; Chordata; Mammalia; Chiroptera; Vespertilionidae
Product: pulmonary surfactant-associated protein D-like
Exons: 8
Coding region: 1-1146 (381 amino acids)
Cellular component (GO): multivesicular body
Source: RefSeq, a predicted model, not a curated record
AUGUCAGAGUUCAGCUGGGCCCUGCUCCUCCUCUCCAUGCUGGUCCUGCUCACACAGUCUCCAAGGUCACGGGGAGCAGAUGUGACGAUCCUUCCCCGGAAAUCUUUGAUUGAUGCCUGCACCCUGGUCAUGUGUAGCCCUGUGGAGGAUGGCCUGCCUGGUCGUGAUGGACGAGAUGGGAGAGAAGGCCCCCGGGGCGAGAAGGGGGAUCCAGGUUCACCAGGAGCUAGAGGACCCAUGGGGAUGCCUGGACCUGCUGGCCCAGUUGGGCCCAAAGGGGACAACGGUCCUGCUGGAGAACCUGGACCGAAAGGAGACUCAGGGCCAUGUGGACCUCCGGGACCUCCAGGUGUGCGCGGGCCGGCUGGACCAGAGGGUCCCUCAGGAAUGCAGGGGAAUGUAGGACCCCAAGGCAAACCAGGCCCCAAAGGAGACGUUGGACCCAAAGGAGAAGUGGGUGCCCCAGGCGUGCAGGGCUCUGCAGGGACAAGAGGACCCCCAGGUCCCAAAGGAGAGAAAGGUGCCCCUGGUGAGCGUGGAGCCCCUGGGCGUACAGGGGAAUCAGGGACUGCAGGACCCCCGGGACCACAGGGACCUCCAGGCGCCAGGGGCUCCCCAGGACUGAAGGGGGACAGAGGUGCUCCUGGGGAGAGAGGACCAAAGGGAGAGAGUGGGCUUCCAGACAUCGCUGCUCUGAGGCAGCAGGUGGAGGCCUUGCAGGGGCAGGUAGGACAACUUCAGGGAGCCUUCCUUCAGUAUAAGAAAGUGGAGCUCUUCCCCAAUGGCCGAGGUGUUGGCCAGAAGGUCUUCAAGACAGCAGGCUUUGAGAAACCUUUCCAGGAAGCAGAACAAGUGUGCGCACAGGCCGGGGGGCAGCUGCCCUCCCCACGCUCUGCAGCUGAGAACGAGGCCUUGCAACACCUGCUGGAGGCUGAGAACAAAGGAGCUGCGUUCCUGAGCAUGACUGACUCCCAGACGGAGGGCAGGUUCACCUACCCAGGAGGGGAGCCCCUGGUCUAUUCCAACUGGGCCCCCAGGCAGCCCGACAACUAUGGCGGCAUUGAGCACUGUGUGGAGAUCUUCACCAAUGGCAAGUGGAACGACACACCCUGUGGAGAGAAGCGCCUUGUGAUCUGCGAGUUCUGAGCCCUUGGGAUGGGUGAGGCAGCCAUGGUCCAGGAUCCUGGCCCAGACCCGUGUGCUGCUCACAUGACAAGGAAGAGCUGACAUCACUGUGACCGGGCUUCUGCACAGAGCCGUGGGAUGAGACCAGCCAAGGGCUCCCAUGGAACUCCUCUCUCAGAAUAAAAUAUGAAACUUGCUUCAGUGGCUCUUCUGUCAGAGGAAUUAGGGGCCAGCCUGCUUUCCCUUUCACAAGGGAUAAAAUUAAGUCCCAAAAUCCACAGGCUCCUUCUCAGUCCUCUGCCUCCUCAAACUGUCAACCCACUAGUCACUCCCUCCUCUGUCACUCCCUCCUCUGUCACUCCCUCCUCUGUCACUCCCUCCUCCGUCACUCCCUCCUCUGUCACUCCCUCCUCUGUCACUCCCUCCUCUGUCACUCCCUCCUCUUGCUUUGGUGUCCCCUUAUGGCAGUUCCUUAUCUUCCUCUUUUGCUAGCCCCUCCUCCUCUUCUUGACCACUUAAUGGCGACCUGCUCAAGCCUUAGCUCUCCAUUCUCUCCCCUCCUCAUCCUCACUCCAGGGAGGAGCUCAUUCUUUCCAGGGCUCAGAUCCCUGGCACCCACAUUACAUGCCUGCUCAGGUCCUACUGGAGCCCCGGACUCCUUGGCCAAUGCCAGCUGGAGCCCCAGGGCUGGGCAGUUCCAGUGGCUGCUCUUUGUUUCAAGGCCUGAGCCCUGGAAGUGGGCUGACCUGGCAGGUCAUCUGCCUCCAUGGCAGGACUGUGUGGCCCAGUUGAGUAGCCUCCUCCGCAUCCCUGCACACCAGGACCUCAUUCUACCCUGUCAUUGUGACUGCCUGUCGGCUCAUGGGAGGGAGUCCCUCCUGCACAUCCUCAUUCCAGCUGAGAUCUCAGGCACAGAGGGUCCAGCCACGAUCAGGUUCACCCCCAGCCCUGCCCUGGCCUCCGUCCUGGAGGUU